GACAGGCUUGAAAGCUACAGAGAAACCCUGUAUCAAAAAACUACAAAAAAAAAAAAGUCUUGUGUAUGGCUUCCCAAGGGGAAAUAUUUAUUGAACACCUACUAUGUGCUGGGCGUGUGGAUGAUGAGCCGUAACCAGUGGCCGCUCCCCAGAUGACUCCUUGACCUCCCUCCGUCCCCCCCAGGAAAAUGGUGCAGGGGAGCCCAGGCAAGUCUUUGCCCAACCUUUGUCUACACAAGCUCAGCUGCCAGUGAACACGGUCACACUCGGAUCCCUUCUGCGAUGCCUGAGGGGAGGGCAGUGAUAGCCAACUCCCAGUCCCUGACUACUUCCUGUGUGUUGGGCCACUGUUAGGACCCAAGCUUGUAUUUGAGAGCAAUGCACCCUGGAUCCAAACCUUCUAGCACCACACCUUCCCUGACCCAACCAGGGAUGGAGGCCGAAAGACCCCCGGAAGAAGAGGAUGGUGAGCAGGGUUCCCCGAAAGAUGAUCAGGGCUGGCCCCCUGUGAACUCCACCACUCGGCCUUGGCGAUCUGCUCCUCCCUCCCCUCCUCCUCCAGGAACCCGCCACACAGCCCUGGGCCCCCGGUCGGGCUCCCUGCUCUCCCUGCAGACCGAGCUCCUUCUCGACUUGGUGGCUGAGGCCCAGUCCCGCCGCCUAGAGGAACAGAGGGCCACCUUCCACACUCCUCAGGUCCCCCCAAGCCUAGCCCCAACCCCACCCCGACUUCUUGAGGACAGAGAACAGCUCUACAGCACCAUCCUUAGUCACCAGUGCCAGCGGAUGGAAGCCCAGCGGUCAGAGCCGCCCCUCCCCCCUGGGGGACAGGAGCUCCUGGAGUUGCUACUGCGAGUUCAGGGUGGAGGUCGAAUGGAGGAGCAGAGAUCCCUGCCCCCUCCACACACCUGCUGAGACCUAACUCCCAAACAGCCCUACUCUCUGGGACUCAAAGCUGGGCCACCCGGCAUGUCUUCAACCCUGUGUGGCAGGGGUACCAGUAACCAGAGACUGAAGACCCGGCAGU
Arvicola amphibius (Eurasian water vole) is the source of this 1027-nucleotide messenger RNA. It is a transcript of the gene Gpsm3, whose product is annotated as G protein signaling modulator 3. The transcript is spliced from 6 exons. Gene Ontology annotation, molecular function: protein binding; GTPase regulator activity. Lineage: Eukaryota; Metazoa; Chordata; Mammalia; Rodentia; Cricetidae. The record is from RefSeq and is a predicted model, not a curated record. The coding region runs from base 379 to 915 and encodes 178 amino acids. Gene Ontology annotation, biological process: regulation of inflammatory response.